GAGCAACCAUUCAUUAAAUUAUUUUCAAUUGAUAUUUCGAGCUCUUCGUUCUGUUCAUUUCGAUUUAAAUUUCGGGUCCGGUUGCACUUCAAUAUCACUUCCUUCUCGUUUGAUCGGGGUAGUAAGCUCCAUCACCAAACCCUAAACCUAUGUUUGUAUGACGAAUGAAGAUAGUGACAUACAACGUGAACGGACUAAGGCCUCGCGUCUCACAAUUCGGUUCUCUUCUCAAGCUACUCGAUUCCCUUGAUGCCGAUAUUAUCUGCUUUCAGGAGACAAAACUGUCGAGACAAGAACUGAGAGCAGAUUUGGCGAGGGCAGAGGGAUACGAGUCUUUUUUCUCUUGCACUCGCACUUCCGAUAAAGGCCGCACUGGAUAUUCCGGUGUUGCGACAUUUUGCCGAGUCAAGUCUGCAUUUUCGAGCAAAGAAGUGGCUUUGCCACUUUCUGCUGAGGAGGGCUUCACUGGCCUUCUUGAGAAUUUCUCAGGGUAUGCGUCUAGAAGGGAUGACUCAGUGGUUGAAGGCCUCGAGGGUUUUUCAGUAGAUGAGCUUUUGAAGGUUGACAGAGAAGGGCGUUGUAUAAUCACUGACCACGGUCACUUCGUUCUUUUCAAUGUAUAUGGGCCUAGGGCUGAAUGUGAUGAUACAGAAAGAAUUCAAUUUAAGUUCAAUUUUUUCAAAAUACUACAGAGAAGAUGGGAUUGCCUUCUGUGUCGGGGUCGCAGGGUAUUUGUAGUUGGGGAUCUCAACAUUGCUCCUGGUGCUAUAGAUCGAUGUGAUGCUGGACCAGAGUUUGAGAAAAACGAGUUUAGAAAAUGGUUUCGAUCUUUGCUAGUGAGAAAUGGGGGACAAUUUUUUGAUGUUUUCAGAGAAAAACAUCCUGAGAGAAGAGAAGCCUACACAUGCUGGCCAACGAAUUCUGGUGCAGAGGAGUUCAACUACGGCACACGUAUUGACCAUAUUCUCAUUGCUGGGCCAUGCUUUCACAGAGAUGAAAAUCAAGGAGACCAUAGCUUUGUGUUGUGCCAUAUUAAAGAGUGUGACAUUUUACUGCAGUUCAAACGCUGGAAACCUGGUAAUAUACCCAGGUGGAAAGGAGGGAGAAAUGUCAAAUUGGAAGGUUCAGAUCAUGUUCCUGUCUAUAUGAGCUUGGUUGAGAUCCCCAAUAUUCAACCCCAUAAUACUCCCCCAUUAUCUACUAGAUACUGUCCCCAGGUCUACGGAUGUCAGCAGACUCUAGUGUCAAUGUUAGUUAAAAGGAAAUCUGCUGAAGAAUUUAGUAGAUGUGGAGGAUCAAGUUCUUUUUCAGAAGAAAGUACUGUUCUCCAAAGUUGCAAUCAGCUUGUGAAACGACCACCACAUUCCUGCAGUUCAUCUUCAUUAAACUUGUCACAUGAAGGUGUAUUUUCUACACCAGCAGAGGCUCCUGAAUGUUAUGACAAAGAAUCAUCUUCUAACUUACCUUGCACUGAUAUUGAUGGUGCUAAAUUAUUGGCCAGAGUGGAGAACAAGAAGAAAGAAAGACAAAGUAAUUGGUCUCAGCUUUCACUAAAAUCGUUCUUCCAGUCAAGUAACAGUGACAACUCGAGCAGUUUGUUUGCGGACAAUAAGCUCAAUCAAGCAAAUAUCUCUAAUCCUUGUGAAACCAAUGAAACUAUUGGUGAAGGUGGGGAAUUUGAUGCUCAAAAGGAGUGGGAUUUACAGCAAAGUGUGCCAAUGCAAGAGGAAAAUGGGAUUGAUGGCUCUGAACCUCUAGAAAAUGAAAAGAACAAUGUGGCCAUAGUAGAGUGGCAAAGGAUUCAACAACUGAUGCAGAAUAGUAUUCCUCUUUGCAAGGGUCAUAAGGAACCCUGCGUUUCUCGAGUGGUGAAGAAAGCUGGUCCAAAUCUGGGUCGCCAAUUUUAUGUCUGUGCACGUGCUGAGUGGUCAGGUUCAGAUACCUCCAGCCUGUUAGUAUCAAAAUUUUCUGAAAGCUACCAUUUUUGAGGGACCUGCAUCUAAUCCUGAAGCUAACUGUGGUUAUUUCAAAUGGGCUGCUUCGAAAUUGACACGUAAGAGAUGACUAGCACAAGGCAAUGGUUCAUUAGUGCGUAGAUCUAUUAUUAAAUUUUGCUAGUGGAGGCCAUCUCUGUGCAAACCUGCCAUGAAGGUAUAAAGUUCUUUAAAGUUUUGAAUAUUCUGUCUCUCUUUCUCUGAUUUUUUGAAAAAAAAUCUACUAGUGUUGACAUGUAUAAUGUGGUUGUCAAAAGAAAAUCUAUGUAAUCGAGUCUCUUUUUGGAUCCAUAUUAUAUUGAAAGCAAAGUACUUUGUCGGCCAACUCAUACCUAUGGGUGAGCCGCCUCCACCUCCAACCAACAACCAUCACCACCUGCCCCUCAAGCUACCAAACUCAUCAACCACUAGAAGCCUCUCAUCGCCCUCUACAAUCUCCCACCAAUGCCUGCCCACAAUUCCGCUAGAAACAGCUCCAAUCUCCAAAACACUGCCCACCCUUACCACAAAACAACCUUCCCCCCUGCUACCCAAGCCGCUGGUCACCACCACCACAGGUGACGGCAAGCCAUCCUCUUCACUCCCCGCCAUCCCACCUGGCCUCACGCCGCCUAAAACAGCCACGGCCUCCAUCGACCCUCUCCAACCCGCAGUCGACCUUCCAAGUGCAGCCCAUGUUUCCGGCCACACCCACACCUCGAAUCAUCCACCAAAUUUCUCAACUCCCCUAGCUGCUGACUCCUUUGGAGUAUUAUCAACAAAUUCAAAUCAGAUUCUCAAUGUUCAAAAAGCAGGUACUUUCCAAGUCAGGAUUGUGUGAUAAUGCUGAUUCAAUUGGUGAUCCUUAUGUCUUGCAAUUGAAUAAUUCAUCACCCAGUCAUUCAAUUGAGGGUGAAUUGGGACAAUUGAAACCAAGAACAUAUGCUAAGGUGUUAAAUGGGUUUCAAGUAAAUGAAUUAGACUUAGAUUCGUGCCCUCUGGAAUUAAAUUAUUUUAAGCCUCAGUGUGAUAAUGGUUGAGUAAAGGUGGUUCUGCCUAUUGAGGUGGCUGCCUUAAGUUGUGAAAUGUGGAGGGCGACUUUGGUUGGCAAGAAAUUAGCUUUUCCUGUAGUAAAUUCUUUUCCUCAUGAAUUGUGGGACAGAUUUGGCCUUAAGGAGGUUUUAUCUUCAGAUGCUGGUUUCUAUUUUUUCAAGUUUGAUUCUCUCCGCCAAGCUCUAUCAGUUCUUGAAGGAGCGCCUUGGCAUACGGCUAAUAGGCCACUUAUUUUGAAGCGUUGGCAACCUAAUAUGACUUUAGCUAAGGAGAAUUUACGUUGCAUUCUUGUUUGGGUGAAACUUUAUAAUAUUCCUUUUGAGUAAUGGACAGCAGAGGGAUUGAGUCAUGUAGCUAGUGUUGCGGGACGUCCUUCACGGGCAGAUGCGACCAUUCUUACACGUAAACGACUUAGCUAUGCAUGUUUUUGUGUUGAGAUUAAUGCUUUGGAGGAGUUAGUGGAGGAUUUUGAUUUCCGUUGUGUGAAUAGGGAUUGGAUAACUAUUUGUGCUCAGUUUGAGUGGUCCCCAUUAAAUGUUCGAAAUGUGGGGUAUUUGGUCACAAUUGCUCUUCUCAUGCUAAGCCUAGUGAGGGUAAGAGUAAGCUUAUUUAAUUGCUAAGGAUAAGGUUGGCCCGAGUGGUGUAGCUAAUGUGAAACCACCUAUCGAGGAUGAAUGGACCCAUGUCUCGCAUAAGGGGAAGUCUACAGGUUGUGUUGAUUCUGGUGUUGUUAUGCCUAUUCAUGGCAUUCAUACUUUGGCGGAUAAUUCUAAGGAGGACCAAGUAGAGGUUGAUUUGUUGCCUUCGCAUAGUGAUCUUGAAAAGCAUUUGGUGGUUGCCAAGCUGACUCAUGGAGAAAUUGAUAAGUCAUCUCCACCUAUUGAUCCUGAUUUGCAGAUGGUGGUAUCGAAUGUGCCCAACGAGACUACUGAAAUUGGGGAAGAAGGGGAAGUUUCUCCAGUUCCACUUACCAUUCUAGGUGAAGAUAGCGAUACUUCUGUCCCUCAGUCUAACACGCUAGCAACAAAAGCUAGAGAUUCACUUCAGAAAAAGAAGAAUGGGUCGGGGGGCAAGAAUAAGAAGAACAAGAAGCAUCAUUUCCCUAGGGGAGGUAGAUGGCGUUAGUCAUAUUGAGGUUGCGAUUCUAUCCUUGAUUUUAAUCAUGUUUUUUGGAUACUGGAAUGUUAGAGGGUUAAAUGACCCCCUCAAACAAUCUAAAGUAAAGAACCUCAUUACCUCCAAUAGGCUUUCUUUGUGUGGGUUGGUGGAAACUAAGGUUAAGGAGAAGAAUCAAAAUAAGGUGGCGAAUGCCAUCUUCAAGUCAUGGAGUGUCCUUACGAAUUACAAUUGCUCUCCACUUGGUAGAAUUUGGAUAUGUUGGAAUCCAAAUGAUGUAGAUGUUUUACUGGUGGGCUGCUCAGCUCAAGCUAUCCAUGUUCGUGUUAAUGCAUGUAAUGGUACAUGGAGUUGUGUGGUAUCAGUGGUAUAUGGGGAUAAUAUCCCAAUUAAGCAUGUUGAUCUAUGGGACGAUUUAGUAGCUAGGCAUGGAGGUUUUGCAUAUUUGCCGUGGGUGUUCAUAGGGUACUUCAAUUCUGUUCUCUCCCCGUCCAAAGUGGAAGGUAAGCCUACAUGUCAAGAUGAUCUUGAAAACUGCAUGGCAACAGUGGGUCUGGAUGAUUUGAAGUUUGGUGGUUGUUUAUAUACAUGGACUAAUAAGCAUGUAUCUGGCUCUAUUAUCAAGAAACUAGAUCGUGUAUUGGUGAAUUCGAAGUGGGAGGAUGAGUUUCAGGGAUCGGCAACUAUUCUCAUUGCUAGUGUGUCGGAUCAUUCUCCUAUGGUUGUGAAACUUGCAAAGCUACCGCGUAGGAAGAUUCCAUUCUGCUUCUUUGAUUAUUGGAUGGAUCACUUGCAUUUCUUUCCUUUGGUGGCUCGGGUUUGGGGUGAAACAGUUGUGGGAACUUCUAUGUUUUGUCUGUGUUCGAAAUUGAGAAUGCUGAAGCUUGCCUUGAAAGAUUUUAAUGAGGAGCACUUUUUAGAUCUACCUAGGAGAGUCACUCAAGCUCGGUUUGAUCUGAGCGUGUUCAGUGUUUGAUUCAGCAGUCGCCUUUGGAUCCAUCUUUACAUAGGGAGGUGGCUCGGUUAAUAUAGGAAUUUUGCAUGUUGAAUAGGGCUGAGGAAGGUUUUUUGAGAUAAAAAACUCGUGUUAAGUGGCUGAAUUUAGGAGACCAGAAUACUGCUUUCUUUUUCAAGGCUAUGAAAAGUCACUAUGGCAAGAAUAAGGUGGUCUCCAUUUGUAGAGAUGAUAGUACUUAAUUAGAGGAGUCGUAUGAGGUUAGUAAAGUUAUUGUUGAAUUCUAUCAAAAUCUCCUUGGACAGCAGCCUAAUGGUGAGAGUCUGGAUAUGGACUUGCUUCGAAGAGCUCUUCCUAAAAGUAUCUCAGUGGUGCAUAAUGAAACCCUUAAUAGAGGUGUAUCAUAUGAGGAGAUUAAGGAGGUUUUGUUCUCUUUGAAAGAUAACAAGGCUUCGGGACUAGAUGGUUUUAAUGCAGGUUUCUUCAAGAGGACUUGGAGUAUUGUGGGAAACGAUGUUCUAUGUGCCAUCAAGUCCUUUUUUGACUCGGGGCAACUAUUGAAGCAAGUUAAUGCUACUACCAUUGCUUUGGUCCCUUAGGUCCCCAAAUCCUUUUCAGGUAAAAGACUUUCGACCUAUCUCUUGUUGCAAUACUAUUUAUAAAUGUAUUGCUAAGCUUAUGGCCAAUAGAGUCAAGAUGGUACUUCCAGAUAUUGUUGGAUCUCAACAAACUGUUUUUGUUAAAGGAAGACAUAUUAGCGAUAAUAUCUUUCUUUCCCAAGAGUUGUUGAGGAAUUAUAAUCGCAGUGGAGGAUUGCCUAGGUGUGCCCUUAAAGUUGAUAUCAUGAAAGCCUAUGAUUCUAUUUGUUGGGAUUUUCUUUUUGCUGUUUUAAGGCUGCUUGGGUUUUCGGAGAAGGUUGUAUGUGGAUUUCUGAAUGUGUGACUACCACUCGAUUUUCAAUUUCCAUUAAUUGUGAGUUGCAUGGUUUUUUUGUUGGUGGGAAAGGUUUGAGACAAGGAGUUCCUUUGUCACCCUAUUUACUUGUCUUGGAAUGGAGGUUUUUUCAGGGUUAAUGGGGUUGAUGGCUAUUGAGCAAGAUUUUAAGUACCAUUAGAGGUGUGAGAAAGAGAAGAUCACCAACUUGUGUUUUGCUGAUGAUCUUAUGGUCUUUGGGGAGAGCUAAAGUUGGUUUUGUAUCUCGCAUUGGAGACUGUCUCAAUCAAUUCAAAGCUUUUUUCGGCCUUGUUUCUAACCCAGAUAAGAGUAAUCUAUUUGCUAGUGGUGUUUCAUCAUAUCUCAAGCACCAGUUACUUAAUUGGGUUAUAAGGAGGGUCUGCUAUCGGUACGUUAUCUUGGUGUUCCACUUAUCUCUACCAAAUUGCAGGCUUUAGAUUGUAAGGUGUUGGUGGAUCGUAUUAUAGCCAGGGCUAAGAGUUGGACUUGUCGCUCACUUUCCUAUGUGGGAAGGUUACAACUUUUUUAGUCGGUGUUAUUUUCUAUUCAUGUAUAUUGGUCUUCUGUAUUUAUUUUACCUAAGGCUAUGAUCAAGCAAGUGGAAGCUACUCUACGGGCCUUCUUUUAGAAGGGUUGUGACCUUGGUACCAGUAAUACUAAAGUGGCUUGGGCAAAAAUUUGUAUGCCUAAGGAGGGAGGCCUGGGUCUGUGGAAUAUGGAGAUUUGGAAUAGGGCUUGUAUGUUAAAGCACAUUUGGUCGGUUUGUACGGCUUCUGCCUACUCUCUUUAGGUUUCGUGGGCAUAGUGCUACUUGCUUAAAGGUCGGAGCAUUUGGGAAUUGAAAUGUCCUAGGGACUGCUCUUUUGGAGUUGGAGGAAGAUUCUUGGGCUUAGAGACAUAGGGAGGGACAAAAUGAAAUUCAAAAUUGGUAAUGGUAAACAUGCUUCGCUUUGGUUUGAUAAUUGGCAUCCUCUUGGCGCUUUAGAAAAGGUUCUUGGUGAAAGAAUCAUUCUUGAAUUUAGAUUCAGCAGAUUAGCUAAGGUGGCUGACAUUAUUGAAGGUGAUACUUGGAAGUGGCCUUUAGCUCGUUCCUUAGCUUUUUUUGAUUUCAUGCGAGGCACGCUUGAUACUUUUCGACCAGAUAGUACUAGAGAGGAUGUCUUGCGAUGGGUAGAUGAUGUACAAGGAGCCUUCUCUGUUCGUAGUGCUUGGGAGUCUCUUUGACCUCGCUGUUCUAGGGUGACCUGGUAUCGCAUUGUAUGAUUCCCUAAAUGUAUUCACUGUCAUGCAUUUAUCCUUUGACUAGCAAUUCAAGGUGGCCUCUAUACACAGAAAAAGCUUUUUGGCUUUGGCUUAAUAUAGUCUAUGCGUUGUGUGUUGUGUGGUUGUUCUGAGGAGGAUUUAGACCAUCUUUUCUUUGCUUGCUCAUUUUUUGAGCAUGUUUGUCAAGCUUUACAUGUGAAAUGUAACUUGCUUUGGGUUUAGUGAUGUUGGCCAAAUUCUCUUUCUUGGAUGGAGCAAUUUCGUGGGAGGUCAUUGCGCUGUACUGUUAUUCGUUUGAUGUUUGCGGCUUUGAUUUAUGCUAUUUGGUGUUAGCGUAAUGCUAGGAUCCAUGGUGAGGCUCCUAAACAUGAGUCUGCUAUUAUUCAGGAUAUUGUUUCUACUAUUUGUGCACGAGUAGAUUUAUGUAGAGUCUUGGUUCCAUCUAAUGAAAAUAGAAGGUUCCAACGCUUAUGGGGUUUUUUUGUAAAUAUUUUUUCUUGUCAUGGCUAGGCUAUAAAUCCAGGCUCUUGUUAUUGAUGCUAGGAAGGCAUAUAUUCCUAGCCUUGUUUUCCUGGGGUAUGCCCUUGUGAUUUUGUAUUCUAUUCUCACACUUUGGAUAUAAUACACUUGCCUUUAAAAAAAAAAAAAAAAAAAAAAAACUUUGUCAGGAGGCAGGGAGAUAAUGAUAUAUUUUCAAUUUGUUUA
Messenger RNA from Olea europaea var. sylvestris, 8019 nucleotides. Its product is annotated as DNA-(apurinic or apyrimidinic site) lyase 2. The transcript is spliced from 11 exons. Lineage: Eukaryota; Viridiplantae; Streptophyta; Magnoliopsida; Lamiales; Oleaceae. Gene Ontology annotation, biological process: base-excision repair. Gene Ontology annotation, cellular component: nucleus. Gene Ontology annotation, molecular function: double-stranded DNA 3'-5' DNA exonuclease activity; phosphoric diester hydrolase activity; DNA-(apurinic or apyrimidinic site) endonuclease activity. The record is from RefSeq and is a predicted model, not a curated record. Bases 165 to 1988 code for a protein of 607 amino acids.